Messenger RNA from Coccinella septempunctata (seven-spotted ladybird), 1868 nucleotides. RefSeq lists its product as uncharacterized. Gene Ontology annotation, molecular function: ubiquitin conjugating enzyme binding; zinc ion binding; ubiquitin protein ligase activity. NCBI's taxonomy places the organism in Eukaryota, Metazoa, Arthropoda, Insecta, Coleoptera, Coccinellidae. The transcript has 2 exons. Gene Ontology annotation, cellular component: cytoplasm. Gene Ontology annotation, biological process: proteasome-mediated ubiquitin-dependent protein catabolic process; multicellular organism development. The record is from RefSeq and is a predicted model, not a curated record. Bases 183 to 1724 code for a protein of 513 amino acids.
GUGAUUCUCAAGGUCUUUUCUGUUUUCUGUAGAUUUGUAGAAGUUGAAAAGUCAAGUCCAAGUGCGGAUUCAGUUAAUUGUUAUUUGUUUAUCUCAAUUAUCUCGUUGUAUAAAAUAGAAGGUUCGAUGAGUUAUUGAGAAUUGAUUUCCACAAGACAACUUUGAGCCAUUCUUCGAGCAAGAUGUCCACAUUCAUCUGUAAUUCAAAAUUCCACCCUCUUCCUGAUUUUCUUUCAGAUAAAGUGCUGUGUAAUAACUGUAACCAUUUUUUAUCUGUUCCCCCAAUUUAUAACUCAAAUAAUGGUCAUACAAUGUGUGGUCGAUGUGUUGAUAUGAAAAAUCCACAAGGCAUAAGAAAUGAACUGUACGAAACUCUACUAGAAAUGUUAUCUUUUCCAUGUAUGAAUAAGCAGUAUGGUUGCUUAGAAUUUCGUACAGGGAAAACUAUGUGGAAUCAUGAGGUCACCUGUUCAUACAGAAGGGUCAACUGUCCCCUUGCCAUAACAAAAUCUUGUGAUUGGGUCGGAGAUGUAGAAACUAUUUUGGAGCACUUUGAAGAUCAUCAUUCUAUGAAUUUAAUGAAAGAGCCAUCGUUUGAAGUGAAUUUUCUUGAUAACUUUGAAGAUGUCAGCAUGUUACCAUAUUCAGACAGUUUGUUCUUAGUUAGGAGGCAUGGUGAUGUAGACAAAAACAAAUUUUGGUGCUCUGUUCAGGCUAUUCAGAGAAAUGAGUUCGAAAAGUUCGAAUACUCCUUAUCAUUGAAAAACCCCGUUUCUGGUAAGAUUCAGAAAUUUGAUGAAAAAAGAGUUAAUAGUUUGAGUGAUCAAGAUGGUUUUGAAAUAGAAACAAAUAAGGUACAAAAAUAUUUAGAGAAACCUGUGAUGAUUAUUGCUACAAUAGAUAUAAUUGAGUUUAAAGAAGACUCUAAUAAGGGUAUAGUCAAGUCGACCAGCUUAUCCAAUGUGGACAUGGAAAUGUUAAAAGCCAUUGAGUGUCCUGUUUGUUUUGAGUAUAUGGUGCCACCUAUUUUCCAAUGUGAAAUAGGUCAUAGUAUUUGUGGAAAAUGUAAGGGAUUAGUAAGUCAAUGUCCAACAUGCAGAAGACCAUUUGGGGAUGCUCAAAAUUUUGCAGUAGAAAACUUAACGUCUUACAUCAAGUAUCCUUGUAAAAAUUUAGAGAAAGGCUGUGAGUUUGUAUCAAAUGCUAAAACUAUAAAACAACAUGAAAGUUCAUGCCAAUUUGGUGCAUUUAAAUGUCCUACUUUUGAUUAUACUUCCUGUUCAUGGAGUGGUUUACGUCAACAUAUUUGGGAACAUUGUAAACAGAAACAUAAAGAUAAUUUGAUAGAAUGCUAUUCAGUGAGUUUACCGUUUGACCCAAGUGAAGAAAAUGAAGAUGAAGAUUGUUUCAUAAUCAAUUAUAUGAGGAAUGUUUUUGUUCUACAUUGGAAAUAUUUGGAUAAAGUUUUUUAUUGGUCAGUUCAACUAGUUGGACCUUAUGAAGAAAGCAAAAACUACUACUUUGAUCUUGAUAUAAUCGACAGAAGUGGAAGAAAUCUGAGAAUUUUUAUGAGGGGAUCUUGUGAAGCUUUUAGUGGAAAGUGUUCAGCUUUUGAAGACAAUAAGUCAUUUCUAUUUUUAACACUAGAUCAAGUAAAACCAUUGAUUAAUGAUGUAUUUGCAUUUAAGCCAUCAGUUUCGAGAUAUCCAUCAAAUGCUGAUUGAUGUGAUGACAGUUAGGAAUUAUUUUUUAUAUAAGAAAAUUUGCUUUGAAUAACCUGAUCAGUUGGUUUUGUUCGUUACUUAUGAAUACAUGUGAAGAAAAGUUAUUCUGUUACAAUUUUGCUGAAUAAAAAAAUAUUCUUGUUU